GUCAUGCACACGCCCAUUGGUCUGGCCAUCGACGCUUGAAGUCAAACACGCCUACAGUCAGUCAGGCAGAGGAAAUCAUUUUUGGCAAAAAUGAACGCCGCUACCUUCCGAGACUGCAAGGCGUGGAUAUCCGAGGGUCUGCCACUGUCCACCAGCAGCAAUGAAGCCUGUAAACUAUAUGAUGCUAUACUUUCUCAGUAUGUGACCUGGCGCAAUGAUGAAACACUCGGAGGAAUUGAAGGCUGUAUUGCAGCUGUCAAAGCAGCAGAUCCGGACUUUGUAAUGGGUCAUGUGAUCUCUACUGGGCUGGAAUUGGUGGGCACAGGAAGUUCAGUCCUGAGGGAUGAGAGACUGGCCAAUGCCGUGAGGACGACUGUGGACCUGGCGAAAUCUCAAGAGCUCACACCCAGAGAGAGAGGCCAUGUCAAAGCCAUGGAGCUCUUCUCUAGAGGAGCUUUACAUAAGGCAUGUGAGAUUUGGGAGGAUAUUCUGGUGGAUCACCCUACAGACAUGUUGGCAUUGAAAUUUGCCCAUGAUGGCUUUUUCUACCUGGGUGAACAGACUCAGAUGAGGGACUCGGUGGUCCGAGUGCUGCCCCACUGGAAGCCACAUAUGCCAUUGUACAGCUAUAUUAAAGGGAUGCAUUCUUUUGGGCUGCUCGAGACUCGGAACUAUGAUGAAGCUUUAAAAAUGGCAAAAGAGGGUCUGGCUUUGACUCCUGAGGAUGGCUGGUGUGUUCAUGCUGUGGCUCAUGUCCAUGAGAUGAGGGCAGAGAUUGACAAGGGGCUAAAGUUCAUGGCCUCUACAGAAAAAGACUGGAUGGUGUGUGACAUGUUGGCGUGUCAUAAUUACUGGCACUGGGCCCUCUAUCAUAUUGAAAAGGGGGAGUAUGAAGCAGCAUUAAAGAUUUUUGAUGAGCAGGUUUCUCAGCGCUGUGUGAAAUCUGGAGCCAUGCUGGACACCGUGGAUUCUUGUUCUCUGCUCUACAGACUAGAGCUGGAGGGUGUGAGCGUGAAGAACCGCUACCGAGAGAUACUGCAGGUCACCCAGCCUCAUACAGAGGACCACACAUUACUUUUUAAUGAUCUGCACUUUCUCAUGGUUAGCUUGGGCUGCAAAGAGACAAACACCAGUCAGCGUCUGCUGGAGAGCCUGCAGGAACUAGCUAAAGACCCAGCAGAGAACCAUCAGCUUCAUAUAGCCGAGCGUGUGGGUCUGCCCAUGUGUCAGGCUCUGCUGGAGUAUGACCAGGGUAACUACAGCCAGGCUGUUGAGUUGCUUAAACCCAUCCGAUACCGCUUUGUGGAAAUUGGGGGCAGUGACGCACAGAGGGAUAUUUUCAAUCAACUGCUUAUUCAUGCUGCCAUGAAGUCAGGAGACAAACACCACCAAAGAUUUGCGAGAUGCAUGCUGAUCGAGAGAGACUCCCUGCGCCCAAACUCGCUGCUCACGGAUCGUCUGAUUCAGAGAGCACAUGCCUUACACAUUUAAAUAUGGCAGCAUCUAUUCCUUAAAUAUUUAACAGAGCUUGUUCUCUAUUUGUUUAAUUACAGACACCUUUCUUAACCAUUUCAGUGCAUGCUUGAGAUCAGAGACCCGAAUUUGCAGACAUUUCAAGGCAUUUACUUCACCAGCAAAGGCUUUGGUUAGUUGAGACACUUCCUCCUAGAGCACAAGACUUAUAUAACAUUAUGGAUGUGUGCAAGAGACUGAUAUUUGGCACUACACAUAUCACAGAAUCACAUUUACUGUAGUAUUUUGUAUAUUUUUUUAAUUUGCAAUGCAUUAUCAUUAUUAUUCAAUUCUGUGUGCAUUAAAAAUAAGGCAACAUGCCUUCAGCCUUUAUGAAUGUGUUAUGAAAAAAAGAAAUUCCCACAUGCUUAACAAAAACUUCUCUCUUAAAUGUAAUAGAGAUAAAAACUGGUUUAAGGCAGAGUGAAAUGAAUCGUAUUAAAAAAAUGAUUUGGGGGGCAAAGUACCCCAAAGUACUAUAAAA
This is a messenger RNA of Misgurnus anguillicaudatus (oriental weatherfish), 1996 nucleotides long. RefSeq names its product tetratricopeptide repeat domain 38 (gene ttc38). Lineage: Eukaryota; Metazoa; Chordata; Actinopteri; Cypriniformes; Cobitidae. The record is from RefSeq and is a predicted model, not a curated record. Gene Ontology annotation, molecular function: protein binding.